Messenger RNA from Cottoperca gobio, 880 nucleotides. Its product is annotated as 39S ribosomal protein L51, mitochondrial-like. The coding region runs from base 89 to 535 and encodes 148 amino acids. Gene Ontology annotation, biological process: translation. NCBI's taxonomy places the organism in Eukaryota, Metazoa, Chordata, Actinopteri, Perciformes, Bovichtidae. Gene Ontology annotation, cellular component: mitochondrial large ribosomal subunit. The record is from RefSeq and is a predicted model, not a curated record. Gene Ontology annotation, molecular function: structural constituent of ribosome. The transcript is spliced from 3 exons.
AGCUAAAGCUAAGGGUCAAUGUAAAGGUACUUGAAAAGAUAACGUUGUGUUUGAUAGAAACGUUUAAAACAUAGCUAAUAAGCGCCGAAUGGCCACUUUACCCGAGUACACGGAGUACCUUUCAUGUGAAGUUGAUAUUAUUGUGUUUUUUGUAGAAAUCAUGUCUGUACUGGGGGGGUUACUGAAAGCUGGAGCGUCCUUCUGUCAGACAGCCAGGACCAUUUCUACUGGGGCAUGCUGUCAGAUCAGGAUGCAUUGCAUCCCUCAGCUGAAGAAGGUGGACAGGUGGACUGAGAAGAGGAGUAUGUUUGGAGUUUAUGAUAACAUAGGCAUCUUAGGAGAAUUUAAAGCUCACCCCAAAGACGUCAUCAUUGCUCCAUGCUGGGUGAAGGCUUUCAAUGGCAACGAACUGCAGCGUCUCACGAGAAAGAAGAAGAUGGUGGGAGACCGAAUGCUGACGCUAAACAAACACAACUUGGAGAAGAGGAUAAGCUUCCUCUACAAGCGAUAUAACCGCUACGGCAAAUACCGUUAAACAAACCAUGCUGGCAAAUGCAUCUGACCAGCCAAGAAGAACAGUCGGUGUGACGUCGUGCUGUUGACAUUUUUUCUAAGUUAUAUUCAUGUGAAGAGAACGUGUGUUCCAGAGCAGCAUAUUUCCUGUACUUGUUUAUUAAUGAUUUUGCUGUCAAACACAGAAUACACGAUAUAAAAGCCUGAAAAUGGACUCGUUUUAUUCCCUACAAACGCCGUCUGCUGUCGGACGGCAACUAGUGUGUUGCUUUUGUUCUGUAGUUUGACAAAUACCACGAUUGUGUUGAAGCCAGAGGUCAAAGGUCAGCACUGGAGCUCAGGAUGAACCAAUAAAAGAAUGAAUAAA